CCUGUGUCAACACUAGAUCUUACGCACCCUCGCCCGGUGGUGGACUGUAGGAGUGAGCACCCUGACCACCUUCGCUCUUGGACUUGUGAAUCAGUUUUCCUGCAGUGGACGGACGUGUUGGAGGUGACUUGAGCACAAUGGUUUCUUCUGUGCACGUGGAGCCUGUGUCCCGCACCGACCAGUACAAGCGGGUCAUGAAGCCCAUGCUGGAGAGGAAAAGAAGGGCGCGCAUAAACCGCUGCCUUGACGAACUGCGGGACCUCCUGGUGGCGGCGCUGCAGGCGGAAGGGGAGACCGUCACGCGUCUGGAGAAGGCCGACAUUUUGGAACUUACAGUCCGUCACGUUCGACGCCUCAACCAAAGGCGGUGUCUGACGCUGCCCCCCGGCGGCCACGAUCCAAGGCACGACGCCCUUAAGUUCCAACAGGGCUUCGUGGCGGCAGCGCAGCAGGUGCAGUCCUUCCUCAUCGCCUCACCGUCCCUGGAACCAUCAGUGUCUUCACGCCUCAUCACACACCUCACAUCGUGCGCCUCAGCCAUAUCUGGCGUGCCAUCUUCAAACCCCGCCACGUCUGCAUCAGCCACGCCCUCUCCUGGGUCCCCUUCAGCACCUCCCAUGGUGAUUGCCGCCCCUAGGCCAGCGCCACCACGUCCAGUGAUGAUCCCCGCGGCCUCGCCUCCCAUGUCGCCGCCCCCGCUGAUGGAUCUGAGUAUGAAGCCCAAGCUGGUGGCGCCAACGCCCAUUCGGGAGGCGAGCAACAUGCCCCAGGACCUGUCCAUGCGUCGGUCAGUUCCCAGGGAGCAGGACCUGUGCCCCGACGGCAAGACAUCUUGGAGGCCCUGGUGAUCACUGUACAGUGGGAGGAUAACUUCUCCAGCAUUGUGAUAUAAUAUUGUGGGUGGACCCCUCCGGUGCCCAGAACUUACCUGACGCGGCGGGACAACUCUUCGCUUUCCUCCUGCAGGAACUGUAGACGAUGGCGCGCACAUCGCCGGCCCCGGAGCGGAGUACCAAGUGUGUGGAUUCGACGUGCCAAAAUGCAGAUGGCCAAGUGUAUGGUUCGUCUUGUCGAGCUUUAAGUACAAGACGUCAGACACGCGACGGUGGAGGCAGCAGCCGCCUUCACCUCUCGGCCCCUCACCUCUCCAGUGUAUAUUGUGAUACAAACUUUGUGAUAGUUCAUAGCUAUUUUUUGUAUAUAAAUUCACAUUUUAUAAGUUCCACACUGUGAUAAUUUAACAAUAGGAAGUAUAGUUACUUUUCGCUUCUGUAUAUAGAAAUUGUUUUAUCCUUGUUAAGAGGAAGACAUUACGCCAACAGUCUUUCAGAAUGUGUACAAAGACGAGUAUUAAGACGAGUUGAGUAUCCCUGUGGUAGUGGUUCACGCCCUAUCUUACUACGAUGCUCACUAUUAUAUUUAAUAUAAUUCUUGAUUGACUUUACAAAGUUAAUCACAUGCCCAUUCAUGUCACAAAUUGCUAAGUUUAAGUUCUUGUUUACCUGCAAACACUACUUAAGUUUGUUUCAUUGUGUGCUGCCCCGGGACACACACCACCUGUAUAAAUUAUUGUGAUAUUCACUUCUGUGAUGGAAAUAAAAGACUUGAUUCUUUGUAA
Molecule: messenger RNA, 1618 nt
Organism: Homarus americanus (American lobster)
Lineage: Eukaryota; Metazoa; Arthropoda; Malacostraca; Decapoda; Nephropidae
Product: enhancer of split mgamma protein-like
Exons: 1
Coding region: 138-848 (236 amino acids)
Biological process (GO): regulation of transcription by RNA polymerase II; regulation of neurogenesis; anterior/posterior pattern specification
Cellular component (GO): nucleus
Molecular function (GO): RNA polymerase II cis-regulatory region sequence-specific DNA binding; protein dimerization activity; DNA-binding transcription factor activity, RNA polymerase II-specific
Source: RefSeq, a predicted model, not a curated record